Messenger RNA from Stegastes partitus (bicolor damselfish), 1806 nucleotides. It is a transcript of the gene poldip3, whose product is annotated as polymerase (DNA-directed), delta interacting protein 3. The record is from RefSeq and is a predicted model, not a curated record. Gene Ontology annotation, cellular component: nucleus; nuclear speck. Gene Ontology annotation, molecular function: mRNA binding. Lineage: Eukaryota; Metazoa; Chordata; Actinopteri; Pomacentridae. The transcript has 9 exons. Gene Ontology annotation, biological process: poly(A)+ mRNA export from nucleus. The coding region runs from base 21 to 1262 and encodes 413 amino acids.
GUUGGAAAGUGUGAGAGAAAAUGGCAGACGUCUCUUUAGAUGAAGUUAUACGACAGCGCGGUAUUAACCUCAAAGCUCCAGCCAAACGGCCCAUGUUUGGACGGGGUCCAGGAGGGGAUGGCAAAAGUUUUGAUGCCCGGCAGAAGAUCGGGGCGAAUGAUGUUAGGCAGCGACUUGGAGGAGGAGGAGGCCCUGGUUUUCAAGUGAAAGAUGCCAGAGAGAAGUUGGGUCAGAAAGAUGCUCGCUUCAAAAUCCGUGGCAGGGGAGGAGCAGGAGCAGGAGCGGUGCAGGAUGCCCGUCAGAUGAUCAACUCACGCAAACAGGGCCAGAAUCAGUUCAGCGUCCCUCCACAGAUCAUUCAGAAGACAGCAGCAGCAGCACACCAACUACAGAGCCAUACGCACGUACCGCAGAUACAGAUACAGACCAACAACAAUCUUGCUGGUGUGAACGCUCGGCAGUUUGCCCCGAAUGUACAAGGACUGAGUUUGAGGGGCACCGUUGCGCCACAGCUGAGUAAUAGCAAGAGAAUGAUGGAUGCUCGUGAUAGGCUGAGCCUCAAGAGGAGCAUUGGAGGUGGAGGGACACAGAUACAAACGGCUGCUGCACCACCUCUAAAAAUAACCAAGACCAUCCAGCAACGUCCAGUCGGGAUGUCUGGUGGGAUCCGUGCAGCUACUCAGCCCAUGUUGAAUGAGCUUGACGGCGCCCCAAGUAAACAAAUAAAGAUCACUACUCCUAACAAUAUGCUACAAGCGAGGCCUGGUACAGGGGGCUCCCUAUUCUCCAUGUCAGCCCCCAUCACCAAAGUGGUUAAGAAUGAUGCUUACACAGCCCCACGUCCUCCUGUCCCCGUGGCUCCCACUCGGCCCACCACCAGCAUGGCUGCCGCCCGGUCCUCAGCUGCAGCCUUACAGCCAGUCUCCAGGACUCUUCAGCAGAGCACAGCAGAAACCAGCACAACAGCUCCCACCCCCCCUCAGCCUGCUUUCAGCCCUUUGGAGGGGACGAAAAUAACGGUGAACAACUUGCAUCCCCGGGUCACCGAGGAAGACAUCGUGGAGCUGUUCUGUGUGUGCGGUGCCUUAAAGCGAGCACGGCUGGUGAAGGUGGGCGUAGCUGAAGUGGUGUUUGUCCGUAAAGAGGAUGCUGUGAGCGCAUACAGAAAGUACAACAACCGCUGUUUGGACGGCCAACCGAUGAAGUGUAACCUUCAUAUUCAGGGAAAUGUCAUCACUUCUGAUCAGCCCAUUCUAUUGUAAGUGAGCCCACGAGGCUUCUGACCGAGUUUACAUGCGUGCUUUAUUUAGCAUGUUUCCAGUGAGCUGCCAUUUACCUUUAAGCUGAUUGAACACAGCUUAUGUCCACCAUUUAUUUCUCAGCGUUAUUAGCAUUUGAAUUAGCAUUUAGCACCGUGGAUGCCAGUGGCUGCUGCUGUGUUCUGGGUCUUGCAUUAUUCACUCACAGGGUUGUUUAGUGUUUGUAUUUGAAUAAUUCUGAUGACUUGAGGGGCAGAUGGUUAGAGUUACUACAACACUGAAAUUCUGGAUAGUAAUAAUAAUAAUAACCUGAUGAUAGAAGCUGUUCUCUCUACAUAUGUUUAGUAACAUUUUUUAAGUGUUUUUAAAAUGUCAUAUUAAUAAAAGUACUUCCUCCACGACUGCUCACGUCUGUCAAGAUGGAGACGAGUGUGUUUGUUGGUUGGAGUGAGUCUGUCCUGGUGUGUGAGAGAAGCAGCAGCACAUUCCUGCUCAAGGUCCCUAAAGUUACAGACAACUCCAUUUUUGUAGAUUUUUAGAAAACAUA